UCCAUUUCCCUCCCUCGCAGUGAGAAUUCCUCUCUACCUGUCUGAACAAGGAGAGUCAGAGCGCCGUGGGGCGAGGGAAGAAAAGAUAGACGUAAAGAAAGAGGGCAGAGGGAAAAAGGAAUCACGAGAGUGAAAAUAGGAGGAACAAAGGGCACAUAUUUAAAGAGCACAAACAGGAAAGAGGUGUGUUAGGGAACAGAGAGAGAGUGAGUGAGAGAGAGAGAGAGAGAGAGAGAGAGGAGUCCGUCGGAGCAGAAUUUGCAGUUUGCUGGGCCGUGUUCUGAAACUCUCCGGGACCUGUGGCUAUUUUGGUUCGUCAGUUUCGGAGCGGUUUAGGAUGGAUGCCAUAAUGCUGCAGGAAAAACUGGUGGAGCGGCUGCUGUGUCCACGAGUGAGAACUGCCAGGCAGAAGGAGAAACAGUAUGUGGGUUUUGCAACGCUGCCCAACCAGGUCCACAGGAAGUCGGUGAAGAAAGGCUUCGACUUCACUCUGAUGGUGGCAGGAGAGUCUGGUAUGGGUAAAUCCACUCUGGUCAACAGCCUGUUCCUAACAGACCUUUACAAAGACAGGAAGCUACUGAAUGCUGAGGAGCGAAUCAACCAGACAGUGGAGAUCAUAAAACACACUGUAGACAUCGAGGAGAAAGGAGUCAAGCUCAAGCUGACCAUCGUGGACACACCGGGGUUCGGAGACGCCGUCAACAACAAUGAGUGCUGGAAGCCAAUCACAGACUAUAUAGACCAGCAGUUUGAGCAAUACUUCAGAGAUGAGAGUGGACUGAACAGAAAGAAUAUCCAGGACAACAGAGUCCACUGCUGCCUCUACUUCAUCCCUCCAUUUGGACAUGGCCUGCGUCCGGUGGAUGUGGAGUUCAUGAAGGCCCUGCAUGAAAAAGUGAACAUAAUUCCACUCAUUGCAAAAGCUGAUUGCCUCACACCAAACGAGAUAAAGAAGCUCAAAGACAGAAUACGAGAGGAAAUAGACAAGUUUGGGAUUAAAGUGUACCAGUUCCCAGAAUGUGACUCCGAUGAGGAUGAAGAGUUCAAACAACUUGACAAAGAGCUGAAGGAGUGCACCCCGUUCGCUGUGAUUGGCAGUAACACAGUGGUAGAGGCUCGAGGGCAGAGAGUGAGAGGAAGACUGUAUCCUUGGGGGAUUGUUGAAGUGGAGAACCAGUCACACUGUGACUUUGUGAAACUGAGGAACAUGCUGAUCCGCUCACACAUGCACGACCUGAAAGACGUGACCUGCGACGUCCACUAUGAGAACUACAGAGCACAGUGUAUACAGGAGAUGACCAGUAAACUGGCUCAGGACAAUCGUAUGGAGAGUCCCAUUCCCAUCCUGCCGCUGUCCACUCCAGAUGUGGAAACUGAGAAACUAAUCAAGAUGAAAGACGAGGAGCUGAAGAGGAUGCAGGAGAUGCUGAACAAAAUGCAGCAGCAGAUGCACGACAAAGAGCAGUGACGCCUCUGAGAGCAAAGCUGCAGAGCUGUAACGCCACCUGCUGUUUCUCCCUUGAAUGACAGUGAGACCUUGGGACAUUGAACUAUGGAUAUCUUGUGUCACUGGCAACUCUGGGUGUACAUUUGUCUUCAGUUUGGUGCUUUGUAUAGUUUGUCUGCCUGGAGGCUUGUUUUAUCAGGGGGGGUUUUUAUUUUUUUCUCUGAAACUCUAUGUUUGUCCACUUUGAGCCCCGCCCCCCUCCCCCCCCAACCCCACCCUCUGUGGUUUAAUGGUCUUAACAUAUAUAAUGUUAACGUGUAAUUUAAAUUACUAGUCAGUGUAUCUAAUUUAUAAAUGCCAUGCUAGACUUUUUGAAUAUUCUGUCAGGGUAUGAACAUGUGUGCUAUAAGAUGUUUUGUAAAGAAAUGUAGGUUGUGAACAUGGAUAUUGUUUUUUUAUAUUGUUUGUGAGUGUGUGUGUGUGUGUGUUGGGUGCAUGAGUGUGUGUAUUAGAUAUCAGCAGGUAUCCAUCCCUAAAACUCUUUACAAAGGUACCACAGUGACUUUACUUUUAUGAAACCUUAACAUUAAGCUCUUGUUUUUCUCUGUGAUGCUCAUAAAAAAAACCUUCAUGAACCUUUUUUUUUUUUUUUUUUACAUAUGGCAAGUCAACAUAUCUUCUUCCAGCAUUUUUAUACGUGCUGGCUGAGCUGAAAAUGCACUUAUUGCCAGUGGCCAACUGUGAAUGGAGAGCCUUUGACAUAAUGAGAGGGUUGGUGCAUGUGCAAGCAUGCUACCAUUACUCAUAUCCGCUGAAUGCUGUGGACCUAUUUUUACUGCUUUAUAACCAAUGCCCAGUGCUUGUAAUAUUAAAUCAUGACCUACAGUGUUGCUACUAAAACAUGUUACAAAAACUAUGGCGAGCCAAUGCGGUGUUUAUGCUUUUAUUUCAAAUUUCUCUCCUUUGAGACGAGUAAUGCCAGUGAGGAUGUUUGUUUGAAUUAAGAAUGCUGGAGUGUGUGUUUGUAUGUGUGUGUGUGCGCGCGAUUGUGUCGACUCUGCUGAUGCUGAGGAAUGGCGCCUAUUUUGCCUGAAGACUGUGAGCUCAGCUUGUGCCCCACUUAUAGAAACGUGUGACAAAUAAACUCUUGUUUCUCGUCA
Messenger RNA from Solea solea (common sole), 2607 nucleotides. RefSeq names its product septin 5a (gene septin5a). The record is from RefSeq and is a predicted model, not a curated record. The transcript is spliced from 11 exons. NCBI's taxonomy places the organism in Eukaryota, Metazoa, Chordata, Actinopteri, Pleuronectiformes, Soleidae. Gene Ontology annotation, biological process: cytoskeleton-dependent cytokinesis; regulation of exocytosis. Bases 338 to 1468 code for a protein of 376 amino acids. Gene Ontology annotation, molecular function: GTPase activity; molecular adaptor activity; GTP binding. Gene Ontology annotation, cellular component: synaptic vesicle; septin ring; cell division site.